Molecule: messenger RNA, 3938 nt
Organism: Solea solea (common sole)
Lineage: Eukaryota; Metazoa; Chordata; Actinopteri; Pleuronectiformes; Soleidae
Product: monocarboxylate transporter 9-like
Exons: 6
Coding region: 428-1981 (517 amino acids)
Biological process (GO): transmembrane transport; monocarboxylic acid transport
Molecular function (GO): monocarboxylic acid transmembrane transporter activity
Source: RefSeq, a predicted model, not a curated record
GUACUUUUUAAAUUAAGUGAGAUUAAAAUGAUGUAUAAACCAGUAAGAGUGAGAGUAGCUGAGCCGCAUCUCUGAUUCACGCAUGUGCGCUCCAGGCGCGCAAAAGAGGAAGCGGCGCGCUCAGCUGCAGCCGCUGCCGCUGUUGCUGCUGCUGCUGUCGGACCAGCAGGAACAGCUUUGAACCGGUUUAGUGCCAGAUAUAAAAGGCCGACUGACUGAUGCACAAAGCGCAUUGUUGACUAGAGAGAACGCUGUCUCUUCUGUCACACACACACCCUCCAGAGCAGCAUCCGUGGACGAUGCUCUCUCCUUCAUUUCAUUUGUGUUGAUCCCACGCACGACACGGGAUUUUCACGGGAGAAUCCUCCUUCAUGGAAAGUUGGUGUAGAGCUCGCAGCUGUGCGCGCGCCUGCUGCAGCUGUUGUUGAUGCUGAGGAUCCCCUGCUCUGUCCAUCCAAGCCACAGCUGUAACCUCCACAUCAUGGCGCCAUCUACUAAAGUCGUGGACGGAGGCUGGGGAUGGGCGAUUGUCAUGGCCUCCUUCAUGGCGCAGCUCCUGGCCUACGGGUCACCACAGUCGGUGGGCGUCCUCUACCCGGAGUGGCUGCAUGCCUUCCAGGAAGGCAAGGGCAUGACAGCCUGGGUGGGCUCCCUCGUGGCUGGUGUGGGACUAAUAGCCAGUCCCAUCUGCAGUGCCUGUGUGGACAACUUCGGUGCCCGUCCCGUGACCAUCUUCAGCGGCGUGAUGGUGGCCGGUGGCCUCAUGCUCAGUGCCUUUGCUCCGAAUGUGCAGUUUCUCAUUUUUUCCUACGGGAUUGUGGUCGGCCUGGGCUGCGGUCUGGUCUACGCUGCCACGUUGACAAUCACCUGUCAGUAUUUUGACAAGAGACGUGGCCUCGCCCUCGGCAUCGUCACCACAGGCACAAGUAUCGGAGCGUUUCUUUACGCCACCGUUCAGAACGAGCUGAUCGUGCUGUACGGCCUGGACGGCUGCCUGCUGAUCAUCGGUGCUAUAGCUCUCAACCUCAUGGCCUGUGGAGGAUUCAUGCGGCCCCUCUACAUGCCGAGGUACUACCUCAAGCAGAAGGCCGCCCUGGAGCGAAACACGGAGGAGCAGCUCUUUGAGAAGCCCCCGGCGAGCGACCUGAACGCCACGGCGGGUUCCACCGCAGCCAGUCCAGAGACGACUGUGGCGGUGAAGGAGCUGCUCAUCACCGUGGACGCCAAGGACUUGUCCAGUCAGACGGAGAAGAAAGGCAGCUUCCUCACCAGGCUGGCCAUCAUGAAGGUCAUCAAGAAGAAGCAGCAGGCUUAUUCCAGGUACAUGCAGUCCACGUCGGAGAUCCUGCAGGACCAAGCCAUGGUGGCGUACUGCUUUGCCGUGUUCUUGUUCAGCCUGGGGGCAUUCCCGCCUGUGCUCUUCAUAGAGGAUGUGGCGCAGAGUGAGGGACUCAUUGAAGAAGUUAGUAUCUUUCCUCUGGUGUCGAUAGGGGCCAUCGCCACCGGUGUGGGCAAACUCGUGCUCGGUAUUCUGGUGGACAUCCGGUGGAUCAACAGCAUCUAUCUGUACACGUUCACCAUGUUUGGAGGUGGAGUGGUUCUGCUCCUCCUCCCCGUCACUAAGACGUACUUUGGGCUGCAGAUCCUCUCUGCUCUCCAUGGUUUCUUCUCUGGGAACUGGUCUCUCACCUCCUACAUCACCACUAACAUAGUGGGCCUGGACAGACUCACCCAAGCCCACGGCAUCCUCAUGUUCUUCGGGGGACUCGGGAUCAUGCUUGGACCCCCGGUUGUAGGCUGGUUCUUUGACUGGAUGCAGUCGUACGACCUGGCGUUCUACUUCAGCGGGAGCUGCGUGCUGCUCGGAGCGGUCGUCCUCCUCCUGCUCACUCUUCCCUGCUGUAACAGGAAGAACUCUGACAACGACAGGCCGGACGUCCUCUACACCAGCAACUGUGACAAAGUUGCCUCCGUCGCCUGAAGUGAUCUUUUCACGCGGACUCUCAAUCUCUCGCCCAACUGCCCGCCAAUUCUACACUUCCUUCUUUUUUCACGAUACUAAGAGUUCUGUUGCCGGGUUUUUGAUAAACCAAAUUAGUUGCAGAGGUUUUAGAAAAAACAAAAUGCAGGCUUUCCCCUCUGUACUCUGUGCCUGCAUUUCUCAGGUUCGAACCACAUAUCCUGCAGAAUCUUUACAACCACAAGAGCAGGGCUGGUUUGGUUCUUUUUACACUUAAGGCACUUAAGCCACAGAUUUUGUCCUUCACACAUUUGGGGGGGGGAUGACAUCCACACCGCUUUAUUUUCAUUUAAAAAUUGAUGCCCCCCCCGUCAAGUGUUUCAGCUCUCAAGUCAGAAGUAAUCUGCGUCCACGGCAACACGAUCUGAUAAACGAUGAUUCAGGUACAGCGGACACUCGUGUGCGGGUGUUUGCUUCUAAAGUCUGAAAGUGUUCAUGGAGCUUCUCAUUCACAGCUGAUGGCAGAGUUGUGGCUGAUAAGAACCCAUCGUGGAGCCUAUGUCGUCAUCGUCUCGCUAAAAUCCAGCAACGUGAACGAGUUUUCAAACUAAAACUCGGCCAGAGUUUCAGUUUUUUUACGCCGUGUGUGGAUAUCCAGAGCAGAAAUUGAAUGAGAAAAGAAGUCAAAUUGGAUGUAGCAAUAGUAAGACACGUUUACUGCAGCGGGAGAAUCCAGAGUUUCUCCACCAGCUGCGUUGAGCUGGCGUGGAGGAAUCUACAGAGACUUCAAAUAUCUGGCGCUUCAGUCUGACAGCGGCUCUACUGUUGCGUGCACCGCCACAGAGGCGGUUUGUGUUCAUGUGCGCGAUGAGUCACCGCGAUGUUGUUGAUUUACAGGCGUGUAAUCGAGAACAUCCGCGAAGGUUUCAAACGUCCUGACUCUGGCACCUGUGUUUGAUUCUUUUUUACGAGGCAUACUCCCAACAAUACCGUCCAACUCCCAGACUCGUACUCCCGUUGUUCACGUCGCUGUAGGAAAAUAGAACGACGCCGUGCACAGUUCGCAACACUGGGAGGAAGAGGAAUAUCUAAAUAUAAAAGUGGUAGUUUGACUGGUUGAAUUGGUUGAAGCCACUCUAAUGCAAAUGCACAAACAUCUCCCAGGACUCUCCCUGGAAGAGAAAAAAAACACAGGGACUGAAUUCAAUCAACCUUUUUAUUUUCUAUUUAGAUUUUAAUACCACGUGUAUCUUAACUGUGCCACUAUGUAUAUUUACCAAAGCGUCAGUGAUCGUAAUGGAUGUCUGUCAACAUGUUAAUGCCUGUUGGAACAAUACAAAAGCCUUUCUUGACAUUAUACUCUAAAUUCCCUUUUUUUAUUUUUACAAUUUGGAAGCUUUUCAAAAAUAAUAAUGAAUGCUAAUUCAAAAAGGUGUGAAAACAUGUUAAAGGUUGUCUUUACUGUAUUUGUAACCUCGAGAGCAUGACGCUUUCUCUGCGUAGCAUGGACUCAUCACCAUGACCCCGUGACCUCUGCUGGCAUCCAUGUUGAGCGUGUGUAAGUAUUCUUUUUGCGUAUGUCGUGUCGGUGCAUACACAUUCGAUAUGUGCGGGUGUGUGUGUGUGUGUUGUUUUAAAUACUUUUUGUAUUAGCAUUAAAGUCCGACGUGCUGGUGAUUUUUAUAUGCACUAAACCGGCCGUGGCGCUGUUCUUAUUUGACGUCGUAGGGUUAAAGUUGUUAAAAUGAUGACUGUGUUGCGACACGACUUUUAGAAUCACUGCAGACGUCUGUCUUUUUGAUAGUUCCAGACCUGUUUCUUUGUCUGUUGAGGGUUUCUGGAGGCCGUGUAUGGUUUUCACACGUUAGCUAUAUUCUUUCUUUUUUUCUUUUUACCCCAGCGUAAUAAUAUUUAUGUAUGUACUGUAUUUCUGAUUUGUUUCCUUUAAAAAGUGCCAAUAAAAUGUAUUUGGAUCAAA